Caenorhabditis bovis is the source of this 2613-nucleotide messenger RNA. The record is from the annotation of a GenBank genome assembly. NCBI's taxonomy places the organism in Eukaryota, Metazoa, Nematoda, Chromadorea, Rhabditida, Rhabditidae.
AUGUCAGUUAGCAGUGCAAUCAACGAAGAUGUAGUUUAUUCUGCAGCAUACCUACUGUUAACGCCACAAGUGCAAGUGUAUAAGGACAUCAUGGAGAAACAUACAAAAAGAGGUAAAAGAACAAUUCUACCAGACUUUGAUUGGACGAUCGCUCAGUUCCCGGCAGUCGAUGUUGAUAGGAGUGUGAGCGGCACCCUGUCUGUCAACAGUGUCAGGCUAACCAUCGCAGUUGAAGCCGCAAGGAGAACCUCGCUAAUGCGGGAGGAGGACCGGAAGCUGAGACUGGAGAAGUGGUGCGAGCAACAGUGCCGCAGUAGAGUGCGUCACGCGAAUAUUGAUCUACGAUUGUCGAGCCUUUGGCUGGGAAAAGGAUACCUUGGAGCGGAUAUUGUCACGGAUUUUGUCGGACGGCGGGGAGAAUCAAGUUCUCGUCAAAGGAUAUCCAAUGUUCUUGGGUGGAGCCUGCCGAUCCUGCGGCGAGGCAGAGAGCUGAAUGCCAGUAGUGUGGGGAUAUUAUUGGCGGCGAGAGUUGUUCUCGACGAAAUCCAAGAAAAGAAGAAUGCAAUGAUGGCCAUGGAAGCAGCAAGGUGUUACCAGAACACGUACUUCCAGAGUGCGGCUUGUCAUCCACCAAGGCUCAUCCAAAAGUAUACGCAUGGAAGUCCUCGGAAUGAUGAUAAGCUUAUCAAGUUCCCCGAAGAAAUCUCAACGGUUCUAAAAGACGUCCGACAUUGGAAAUUGGAUCGUGUUAUCCUAUCGCUGGUUUUUGUGAUGAGAAAGAAGUGCCAAAGGAUUGGUCGCUUUUAUUUGCCGGAAUUGGACGUCAAUGACGUCACUGUUACCGAGGAAUUUUAUCGGCCAAUAUGCAUGUUGUUCGUUCCGUUCCGGGACGAGUCGAAAAAACUCACCGGCAACGGAAUGGGCAGCUAUGCAACUCUGUUUAACCAGUACAAGAGAAUCGUACAGCGGAGGUCACCGAGAGCCUACGCAGAAAUGAUGGCACUUCUUGACGGAUAUCAAGAGCAGAGAGUAGAAACGAGGGAGGGGUUUGAAGCAUAUCACAAGCGGAAGGCUAUACGUGAGGAGAUCGACAUGGUGAUCGACGACGAUGUCGAUCUUGAAGUGCAAUCGCGUUUGGUCAACAGUUCGGAGCAUGCCGAAGAUGUGAAGAAGUUGAAUGAUGUGCAGAGGCAGAUUUUCGACAACGCUAUCAGACAAAUCGACGGCCAAGAGCGCGGAGUUGAGGAACCAAUUCGAUAGUUGGCAGCAGCGAACAUCAAAGGCUGCACGUUGCACAGCGCGCUUGCGCUCGAGGUUCAACGUGGGCGAACGCAAGCGUUCAAUGAGUUGCGCGAUGAGCUUCGCGACAAAAAGAAAUUUCAAUUCUCCAGUGUGAAGCUCAUCAUUAUUGAUGAGAUAAGCAUGGUGAGCAAUGUAACACUUGCGAAGGUUCACUCGCGCCUAGUUGAAAUAAGUGACAAAGAAGCAUUAUUCGGAGGCUUCAAUAUUGUCGCGUUUGGGGACCUAUGUCAAUUUCCACCGGUCCGUGCACCGCAUGUGUUUGUGCCGAUGAUGCCGCUUGAAAUUUAUCGAGUGUUUCGAAGCUCGUCGGAGUUUGCCGUCAACCUAUGGCAACAAUUUUCGUAUGAGGAGUUGACGGAGAACAUGCGGCAACGAGAAGAUUUGGAGCUUUCGAAUUUAAUGAGUGAGAAUGGAAAAACGAGUGAGGCAACUGUUCUAUGUUUAAGAUCGUUUGAGGCGCUCACUGAUGAUGAUGUACGAGCGCUAGAGAGUCGAGUAAUUGAUAAGGAUGAUGUAGCGUCGGAGUUCGUUCGAAUGCUCAGCGUAUCACCGCAGACAAUGGCGAUGUUUUCCACAAACGAAGAAGUUGACGCCUUCAACGAUGUGAUUUUGGAAACGUUGGGAAUCGAAGUGAAAAUGAUAAAGUGUUCCGAUUCUCAAAUCAGCGUCUCGUUACGAAAAUCUCGUAUGAGCCGACGCCCGUAUCAUUCGAAAGAGUUCGCGAUCAUUGAACGUUUGCCACGGAAGGCGUCGAACAUGGUGACAGAUAACGAUGAUCGUGUGCCGCUGAUAGCAGGUGGAUUGCCGUAUUCAAUUAAAAUUGCAAUUAAUUCCCGUGUUAUGCUGCGGCGAAACAUUAACGUGUCGAAGGGCUGGGUGAAUGGUGCCAUCGGUUUCGUCGAGGGUAUUCACUGCGAUUCGGUCGGCGAGGUCGCCAUUAUUGAUGUCAGAUUUGAUGCGACGCGCGAAGAAGGCGCCAUGGGCAUCAACGGGGACGCUGUGGAAAAAUUGGUGAAGGCGCAACUUCAUGUUUAUUGCAACAAAUGUGGAAAAGAAGCAGUGGACAUCGUGCGACUCACUGUUGGAACAUACGUAUUCGUUCUCAUCGACGAAGACAUCAGCGACGAUCUCGACGUCGUGCCAAUCAACAUAAUGUCUGAUAUGAAAGCGAUCGGAACCCACCUCGUGUACAAGGGGGCCAUUGUCAGCAACGAGACUGGAUCCUUCGUCACCACCAGCCGCCGACAUGCCGGAUGGACGCUACUUGUGGCAUUCGAUGCCGUAUUGUUACGGCAAUCGGUCCAAUUGUAA